GACGCUUGACAGAUUAAAUUUACCCACUUUACCCUUACUAUUUUAUAGUAGAUGUAUUUGUAUUUGAUAUAUUUACAUUUUUGUUAAUUUUAGGUUCAUUAUCACACUAAUUUAAUAUUUGUUUUCAUUCCUACGAAAUUUCUAUGUAUUGAAUUGAAUGUAAGCAAAAGCUAAUUCGAAGAUUUUGUAAACAUUUUAGAGAAACAAUGGCUGAUGAUAUUGACAUUGAAGAACAUGAUGUAAUGGAUAAUCCUGUAAUAAGAAACAUUUUCCCGGAUUUGUCUAUAUUGAAAAAGGAAGUUUUGGACGAGUACGAUGAAACAUCAACAAUAGAACAAACCUUUAAUGAAGAAGAGAAAAGUCUGAACUGUAAUUCAGAAAAUUAUAUUAAUUUUACAUCUGUUCCAAAUGUACAUCGGGAAUCUUUUGACGGGGAUAUAAUGUUAAGAUUUGGAGAAAAAAGAAAAAUAAACGAUAAAGUACCUGUUGUGGGUGAAUCAAGCACUGUGGCACUUCAUAAAAAUAAGAUAAUAUUGGGAUCAAAGCCUAGUAGCAAACCCAUACAAAAGAAUUUAGAGUGUAAAAGUGAUCCCAAAUUAAAUACUGCAACAGUUGUUUUGAAAAAUCUUAGACCUUUUUUAGAUAAUUGUAAUAAGUACUGUGAAAUUUGUUUUAUUCUUUUUCCAAACAGUAAAAAUUUGGAUAAUCACAAGAAAUGUUUACAUUGUAGCUUAAGUACGGAAAAGAAACAUAUUGAUGUACCUAAAAUUGAUCUGGAAAAACAAUCUGAAAAUAUAUGUGUGAAUAAACCCAAAUGUAAUAUAUGUCAUAAAACUUUUGCAUCACAUUCAAGUCUAAGCAAACACAGAAGAAAUAUUCAUUUCAUUCGUGUUAAAAUACGAAAAGUUAAUAAAACGAGAAAUGUGGCAGUAAAAAUUGCUAGUGGUUAUAACAAAGAAAAAAUAUCCUUGACUUCCAAUAAUUCUUGUUUUCAUUGUAAUAGAUUAUUUCCAAAUAUGCAAUCCCUUAUUGAGCAUUUAUAUGACACGCUUGAAACAAAGAAGGACAAAAAACAUUCAAAAACCAAAAAGAACUUAGGCAUGCAUAAAUCUCAUGUAAAGGAUAGUUUUUCCAAUUCAAAACUUCAUCAACAGAAAUUUGAAGCUGAGAAGGCUAGUAGAAAGAAAAGCUCUAAUAAUAAAUUUAAUAGUUAUGUUUACAGAUGUCCAUUGUGUUCAUAUUAUUUUAAUAAUGUUAAAUUUAGUUUAACACAUUUACUAAAAAAACAUAAAUUUACGAAAAAGACUCCAUUGAAAAAAGUUUUAUAUGAUCCUAAAUGCAAAUUUUGUUCAUCUGAAUUUGGGAGUGUUUCGUCUUACAAUAGGCAUUUACAUAAAGUACAUAAAAAUCUACUGUCGUGUGUAUUCAAAACCAAAUCUUCAAAUAAACCUUCAGAAGCAAAUGGUGUAAACAAAAUAGAUGCAAUGAAAAAUAACAUAUCAUCUUCUAAAGAUGACCCAAUAUUGCAAGAAAUUCCUAACGUAAGCCAAACUUCCAUUAUGAGCGCAAACGAUUCUGCCUUAGGUGGAAUUUUAAAAUCUGCCUUGUUUAGGUGUAAUAGAUGUGAUAUUCAUUUUCUAAAAUCAGGAAUUGCGGUUGAUCAUUCCAGUCAUAUGGAAUUUUUGAUCAAUUGGAAAUGUACAGUGUGUAACAGGAUUUUCAAGAAAAAUGAUGAAUUAUUUCAUAGACAACAACAUUUGGUCACAAAUAAUUUUACUGUAUAUGGCUUAUGUGAGUCUACACAAUCUUUAAUUUUAUACAAAUGCCUAAAGUGCACUGUGCACUUUGAUGAAAAUAUGUUUAUUCAACAUUUUCCAAAUUGUGACACUGUUGCUCUUAAUCACAUACAGUGUAAAUUUUGUGAUAUUUUAAUUGACUGUAAUCUUAAAAGUGUACAUGAAAAUGAACAUAGAACCAAAGCUAUAAAUUAUAAGGAUUUUACUGUUGUUCGAACAGAAGUCAUACAAAGUAAUACAAUUGAUGAAAAUCUAUAUAAUAAGAAAAAAAGGGAAUUAAAAUCAAGAGUGACAGUGGAUUCUAAUUCUUAUGAAUCACAUUUAAAAAAUAAUAAUUUGACCUGCCUUUUUACGGUAUACUACUGUAAUACUUGUAAAUGUUUUGUCAAUGAUACUACAAAACUAAUACAUAAAAAAUCACAUUGCACUCAUGUUGCACCAGCAACUUGUAAACUUUGUGGACUUAUAAUAACACAGACAAGUAUUUCUUCACAUGGAAGGCUACAUCAAAGAAAAAAGAAUUUAACUUUACAGGAUUUUAAGUUUUAUGACCUGAAGAGUAGAAAGCGUAUAGCUCCUCCGAUACCCGAAUUUCCACAUUGCAGUAUUUGUGGAAUAUAUUUUGCUAAUCAAAUAGCGAAAAUAAGACAUGAAUGUGGUGUUGAUGAUUAUGUUACAUGCUCUGAUUGUGAGAUGAACUUUUCUGAGUUAGGUUACAAAUUGCACAUGAAUUAUCAUAAUUACAGAUUACAAUAUAAUAAUAUUAAUUCAAAACAUCUAUCACAAUCCAAGAGUGGGUCUAAAACUGAAGCUAAAAAUAUUGGUGAGAUAAAAUCAAAUUUAACUUCAAAAAUGCCGGGUUCCGAUCUAGAAGAAAGUGAGAGGUUUAUUAUUUAUACUUGUAAAAACUGCCAUAUUUGUGUAGAUGCCUACGAUUUGGUAGUAGAACAUUGUCAAAGGCACUACAAUCCUUUAAGAAUACAGUCGCCUACGAAAAUAUGUAAAAUCUGUGAUCUAAUAUUUGAUGUUGGAUGUUAUGAAGACCACGAAAAGCUGCAUCUAUGUAACUUUAACAAAAAAGAUUUUAAAAUUAUUAAAUUUGACAUAUUUAAUUUUACUACCGAUUAUGAUGCGUGGAUAAAAAGAGUAUUUGAUUCUUUACCCCAGGCACAGAUGCAAAAAAUUAUUAACAAGUCAAUAUACAAAUAUGAGAAUAAAAUAAAAAUGAAAGUUAUUCAAGAAGCUUCUCCGGAAUUAACGGUUUAUAAGUGUGAUAAGUGCCAUUGUUUCAUUGAUCCAUACUCUUUGUACAAACAUCUCGGAAAUAAUUGCUUAUCUCUACGAAAACAUACUUGUAGAAUUUGUGGGAUACCUUUUAUUUCAGCUACAUCUAAAGUGCAACAUGAAGCUAUACAUAAACGACCAUUCAAGGGGUUAAAAUCUUAUAGAAUAGUACUCUUUAACAGAGACGAGGACAAAAUAUUUAAUGAUGCUCUUCGUUCAGGAAAUUGGUUUACUAUAUACACAUGUAGAAACUGUGAAGGUGUUGUGGGCCAAACUGAAUAUAAACAUCACGUAUGUAAUAAAAACGACUUAAGAAAAUGCUCUUACUGCGGAUUACUACUAUAUAGUAAAGAUUAUAAUGCGCACAUUUCUAAACAUAAAGAAUUCGAAAGCUUUAACUCAAAGAAUAUAAAAGUAAUUUUGAUUGGCAAGAAAAUUGAAAACGAAGACUACAAAAACAUAAAAGAUGAUAAUUUAGUGUCAUCGUUUAAUGGAAAAGUGUAUGAUUAUUCACUUUUUAAAUGCACAAAGUGCCAAAUAUGCACGAGGAACGCCCGGGAUACUCUAAAGCAUGAUUGUUCUUUUGAAAUUCCUAAAUCAAAAUGUUCUUACUGUGGGUUUUAUUUCGAAGCUAGAAAAUUAAAGCAUCAUUAUAUAUUACACGAAACAGAUUGUAAUUUUAUACCUGACAAUAUAACAAUAAACGAUUUUGAUAAUACUAAAUCUCAGAAAGAAACUUUUGAUUUGGCAAAAACAUCUAAAUUAAGUAAGACUGAUAAAGACAAAAUAACUGAUAAUCUAAGUAAACCAGUUAAGGUUUUACCUUCUACACCCAGUAAUUUACACAUCAAAAAUAAAUUUACAGACUCAUCAAUAAUAGAAAAAACGGAAAAAUUGUACAAAUGCUCCUGUGGUCUUCAUUUCCUAGAUAAUUCUGUUACGGCACAUCUUAAUGUAUGUGGUGCAAAAAAUAGAAUUUCACGACAACAAUGCUCAAAAUGUGGUCUUACAUUUAGUCCUAAUGUAUUGUUUACUCAUAUGCUUGCGCAUCACGGAAAUAAGGCUGUUGUCUAUAAGUUUGAUAUAAUUGAGGUAUCGAAAGACGAAGAUACACCGUAAGUAGUAAGAGUAUAGAAGUAUUUCUAAAGGACAUACUAUUUGAGUAGAUAUUUACUUCAAGCAUACAUCUAUACAUUUCCAUUCAGAACUAUUUUAGUUCACAAUUAUUUAUACCCUGUACAACAACGUGAUGGGAAACAGAAAAUAUCUAGUAUUGCAAAAAUAACGUUUUUAUAUAGGUACUUUUAAAUAACUGUGAUGAGAUGGUGUGACUGUAUGUAUGUUUUAAACUAUUCAAAAUAAAUUAAUUCAUUCACAAUAAACUUUAUUGCACUAUACAUAUAAAAACAUUGGGUAGGUGAGCGACGAUGGGUUAUAUUAUUCAUAUAAUAUUGAGUUAAAAUCAAGGUUGAAAAAUAAAAUAAAAUUUUCUCUUUCAAACAAAAUUUCUAACCGGGAAGAGAAGCACAACCAAGAUUUUCAUCGUCGGAGUCGUCAUCCGUAAAAUGAUUUUAAUUAAGGCUUCUUUGUAACCGAUAUUUGUAACAGUUACUGCCUGUUAUUUGUGUCCCAUCCGACCGACCGAUGUAACAUUGCACGAGCAUCCAUUGUUUUCAGUUUUUCUAUUUAAAUCUUUCUUUGAAGCAAUAAAACUCUAAGAUUUUCGGAAAAUGCUUGAAUCUAUAAUACUUUUGUGAUGUAUCAAUUUUUAAAAUUUUUAUAAAUUUUCAAAAUUAUUAAAAUAAGAAAAUAUUAUGUUCGUCAUUGCAAAGUUAUGUCGAUCGCAAAUUUGUCAAAAAUCUGUCAAAAAGAUCAAGCUAUGUUGUACAGAGUAUAGUAGUAAGUAGUAGAUAGCUAGUACUUUCAGGACAAUUUCUAUUUUGUAAAUGUUAAGUGUUUAGCAAUAAGUAAUAUCAAAAAUUAAAUAAAGUAUUUUUUUC
Messenger RNA from Parnassius mnemosyne (clouded apollo), 5080 nucleotides. The record is from the annotation of a GenBank genome assembly. Lineage: Eukaryota; Metazoa; Arthropoda; Insecta; Lepidoptera; Papilionidae.